Terrapene triunguis (Three-toed box turtle) is the source of this 904-nucleotide messenger RNA. RefSeq names its product beta-1,4-N-acetyl-galactosaminyltransferase 1 (gene B4GALNT1). Gene Ontology annotation, biological process: ganglioside biosynthetic process. The record is from RefSeq and is a predicted model, not a curated record. The transcript is spliced from 5 exons. The annotation marks the transcript as partial. NCBI's taxonomy places the organism in Eukaryota, Metazoa, Chordata, Testudines, Emydidae.
UGCCCGUCUCCCCCUUUGUUUUCCAGUGCAGUUUGCCACCGAUGGGCACCAGGCGUCUUUCACCAUCCGAAUCCGCCACACGCCCACGCCCAAGCUCUAUAACCCAGGUGCCCCGGGCGAUGGUGGAGAUUACAACAUCAGCGCCCUGGUCACCAUUGCGACCAAGACCUUCCUGCGGUACGACAAGCUGCGGGCGCUGAUCGCCAGCAUCCGCCGCUUCUACCCCACGGUGACCAUCAUCAUCGCGGACGACAGCCAGCACCCCGAGCCCGUGGGGGGCCCCCACAUAGAGCAGUACUUCAUGCCCUUCGGCAAGGGCUGGUUUGCAGGGCGCAAUCUGGCCAUUUCCCAGGUCACCACCAAGUACGUACUGUGGGUGGACGACGACUUCAUCUUCACGCCCCGAACCCGGGUGGAGAAGCUGGUGGACGUGCUGGAGAAAACCAGCCUGGACCUGGUGGGGGGCGGAGUGCGGGAGAUCACGGGGGUCACCACCACCUACCGGCAGAAGAUCAGCGUGCAGGCGGGUGGCGAGGAGGGCGACUGCCUGCAGACGCGCCAGGGCUACCACCACCUCCUCGAGGGCUUCCCCGGCUGCGUGGUCACCGACGGCGUUGUCAACUUCUUCCUGGCCCACACAGCCAAGGUGCUGGAGGUGGGGUUUGACCCCCGGCUCAGCCGCGUCGCCCACCUCGAGUUCUUCAUCGACGGGCUGGGCGUGCUGCACGUGGGCUCGUGCGCCGACGUGGUGGUGGAUCACGCGUCCAAGCUCAAGCUGCCCUGGCAGAAGUCGGAGAGCGAGAGGCAGUACGCCAAGUUCCGCUACCCCACCUCGGGCGACAGCAGCGUCAAAUACGGCCUCUUCUACUUCAAAAACCGCUUCAAGUGUAUGACGAGCAACUAG